This is a messenger RNA of Oncorhynchus gorbuscha (pink salmon), 2749 nucleotides long. RefSeq names its product DNA helicase B-like. The record is from RefSeq and is a predicted model, not a curated record. Lineage: Eukaryota; Metazoa; Chordata; Actinopteri; Salmoniformes; Salmonidae. The transcript has 9 exons. Bases 1 to 2739 code for a protein of 912 amino acids.
AUGUCACAGUCGGGGUGUCCUCUUGGUGACAGAAUCCUAGUAGGUUACAUUUUACCCGAAAAGAAGGUUAAAAACUCCGACUCUGAUUGGGAAGAUGAUGAUGAUGAUGAGGAGGAGGAAGAAGAAGCACAGCCGGAGUUUCUGGAUAUGAAAGAGAUGGACAGCGUUAGUUCAGGAGGACACGUGUUUAAUUCCUCCGUACCGGGCCGAAACGAAGUUGAUUUCCUGGACAGCGUGUCUGGUAAGAGAUGCAGAGUACUGGGCCGGUUCAGUCUGAAGGACCCGUGGUGGGAGGCUACCUGCACGGCCCGCGCAGCCAGGGGCAAGCUGGUGCUACGGGGCUACCCUGCCUACCGCCUUCGCUCAGACCUCCAGGGAGACCCGGACCACUCUGUCCUGUCUCUGUUCCUCACCGCCUGCGGCGUGGACGCACAGUUUGUCGGCCCCUUCUUUGCUUGGCUGCCGAUGGGAAGGAAGGUGGAGUUUGCUAACUUGCAGGAAGUUCUGGCUGAGUUUGAGGAAGGAGAGCAGCACAGAGCUUUGGCACAGCAGAUUAAAGCCUUGGUCUCUGUUUCAGCUCAUGUCAUCGGUAUGUCUGUCAGUUGCAGGGAUGCGCGUGACUGCUGCCUCUCUGUACCCCCAUGUGAUGAGAUACCUGCCUACCCUACUGCCAGGGCGCUUCACAGAGCUCCUGAGUCGGGAAAGAAAAGCCCAAAACAUCCUGCGGCACAGGGUGCUACACAGAUAGAGGAGGAAGAGGAGGAUCUCAGCUUGCUGGCCAAAAUAGAGGAGAUGAUCAAGACGGACGUCUGGAAGCUGGGCUUUAACUAUGUUAUGUACAAGGAGUUGAAGGUGGUCCAUUGCGAGGCUCAGCUGAGAUCCUUCCAUGAGUGUAAACUCUUCCAAGAGAUCCCUCUGAAGCAGCGUAACGCCCUGCGAGUCUACGACUCUCUGAAGAACCACUGCCACAGGACGGGCAGUACCUACACGGAGCUCCCCACCCUGUGUGACGAGGUCAGGAGAGGGUGUAGCUCCGUGGUGGAGGUGGAGGUGUGGGACGCAGUCCACUUCCUCAAAGAGCUGGGCGUAGUGGUGCGGGAUCGCCAGAAGGUGGCGCUGCAGAACCUGCAUUCUUAUGAGACUGGGAUAGCUGAGUGCCUACGCUGUCUGGUGCAGGAAGAGCCCUGGGUUUUACCUCUGGAUGUCAUAGAGGUGCUGACUGCUUCAGCUCUGCAGAGGCUGAGGAAGAAGGGAGCGGAUGGAGGGAGUAGGGAGGAUCAUGGUGAAGGGGACUCCGACGCAGAGCGGAAGGCUCAUGAGCUGAAUGAAAGGUGUGAUAUGGAUGGCAGCGCUGCAGAGACAGACCGUACUAGUACUGCUGUUAGAACAGCCAGCGGAUACUCUGUCCCAGACCACAUCAAACCUGAACCAGCCCCUACAGACCAGGGCCCUCCAGUAGAUUUAGACCCAGACCAGGGCCCUCCUGCAGUAGAUUUAGACCCAGACCAGGGCCCUCUUCCAGUAGAUUUAGACCCAGACCAGGGCCCUCUUCCAGUAGAUUUAGACCCAGACCAGGGCCCUCUUCCAGUAGAUUUAGACCCAGACCAGGGCCCUACUGCAGUAGAUUUAGACCCAGACCAGGGCCCUCCUCCAGUAGAUUUAGACCCAGACCAGGGCCCUCUUCCAGUAGAUUUAGACCCAGACCAGGGCCCUCUUCCAGUAGAUUUAGACCCAGACCAGGGCCCUCUUCCAGUAGAUUUAGACCCAGACCAGGACCCUCCUCCAGUAGAUUUAGACCCAGACCAGGUACGUGCAGCAGAGAUGAUCUGCUUCAAUCCGGUGACUGUGAUCAGUGGUAAGGGGGGCUGUGGUAAGACCACGGUGGUGAGUCUGGUGUUCAAGGCCGCCUUGCAGCAGAGCCCAGAGAAGGAGGUCGCGAAGGCAUGCUGGGACUUUGAAAAUGACUCAUUGGGGUCUGAGGCGUGGGAGGAAGCCGAGGCGUGGGAGGAAGAAGCCCGGUCGAAGAGUCUGCUCUCUCAGUUAAAUGGGGAGGUAAAGGACGAAAAGAAGUCGUCGUCGUGGGUUUUACAGGGAGAGGACGAGGUGUUACUAACAGCACCCACAGGGAGAGCUGCGUCUCUGCUCACCAAGAGGACCUGCUUCAAGGCCUACACCCUGCACCAGGUAGUGUGGAGUUUCAUGCAGGCCAAGAAAGACCCCAACGGGGCUCCUGAGGAGUGGAAGUUUGCGCGUGUGCGCGUGUUGGUGGUGGACGAGGGCAGUCUGGUGUGUGUUCAGCUCCUCCACUCCGUCCUCACCAUGCUCACCAAACACGCACAGCUCAGGAAGUUCGUCAUCUUGGGUGAUGUGCGUCAGCUGCCCAGUAUCCAGCCAGGAAACACCUUGUAUGACCUGUUCCACAGUCUGGGCCGAGCCCAUUGGGCCAUCGAGAUGAGGACCAAUCACAGAGCUGAGUCUCAACUCAUCGUCAACAACGCCGGACAAAUCGCAGAGAUGGGAAUGAAUCGUAGUUUCAGACCGCUCCACUAUGACGCCAUCUUGGAUCUGAAUGGAAGCUACACCAUGCCCUCUGAAGACAAGAGGUUCAUCCUCAUCCUGCUGCCCAACACCACCGAGGACUCUGACUAUGACCUUCAGGUGGCUAUCGGACUCUUAUUGGAAGCUGCUCCAGGACUGAAGAAUGACGCCACGUCACAGUUCAUUGCCUUCAGAAGGUAAGAUGAGCAUU